Messenger RNA from Drosophila ananassae, 2042 nucleotides. It is a transcript of the gene fal, whose product is annotated as deoxynucleoside triphosphate triphosphohydrolase SAMHD1 homolog. The transcript has 5 exons. Bases 315 to 1541 code for a protein of 408 amino acids. Gene Ontology annotation, biological process: dGTP catabolic process. The record is from RefSeq and is a predicted model, not a curated record. Gene Ontology annotation, cellular component: nucleus. Gene Ontology annotation, molecular function: dGTPase activity. Lineage: Eukaryota; Metazoa; Arthropoda; Insecta; Diptera; Drosophilidae.
AACUAUAAAAUAUUGUUGCUUUUACAAUAUUGCAUAAAAAUUCCCGUUAUUCAAAAAUAAAUAAAAAUACUGAAGUAUAUUUAUUUGGCAAAAUUUUCUUAGCUGUGUUGGCCACACUCUUUGAAUCAGCUGUCCUCCUUCCAAUUUGUGAUUGUGUGCUAAUUUUGAUUAUCAACAAAUUUCCUGAUGUAAUAAAUAAAUUCGCAAUUGAUUGGAGUAACGCAUUCACGACGUCGAGUUCGCGCAUUCGUUGGUAUUUUGGUUGCGUGUUGUUGAGAGCCAGGAACAGGAAUCAAAAUACGAAAUUAGUCAGAAUGUUGGUGAGCGCAUUGGUUCAACAGCCCCCUCGGCCGCCAUCCAAACCAACGAACUCGAGGCUCCCGCUGCUCCACCACCAACAACCGGAGAAGCCAUCGGAAAAUGGGCGCGAAGCUAUGCUCAUCGAGGAUGAAGUGCACGGUGUAAUAGAACUUCCUAGUCGUAUACAGGAAAUAGUGGAGCAUCCACUGUUUCAGCGAUUGAAGAAGGUUAACCAAUUGGGCCUCAUACCUUUGUCCCUCGACAAAAAUGCCAAUCACAAGCGCUACGACCACUGCCUUGGAACGUACAAAAGUGCCCAGGACCACCUGAGAGCCAUCGAGCGAAACUCGCACUAUGAGCCAAAACUACCGGAUUGGUGUCGCCAAGCGGUGGAAAUAGCCGCUCUACUUCACGAUAUUGGCCAUGGGCCAAUGUCACAUGCUUGGGAACGUCUUGGUGAACAUGAAUUUGAUCACGAGGAGAAUGCGCUUGUUUGUGUGGAUCGAAUUUUCGAGGAUGCUCGUAACGAGGAGCUGGUCUCCUUAAGGGACGAUGGAAGUGGUCGAGGAGUUCAGCUAAUAAAGGCUUUAAUUCUGGGCAGCAGCGAUUCGUUAUCGUUUCCCAUGAUGGGCCACAACUAUAUCUUCGAUAUCGUUCAUAAUAGUCGCUGUGGUUUGGAUGUGGAUAAGUGGGACUACCUAAGACGGGAUAACAUGCGUCUGAAGUUACUCAACCCCGAAGAAAUGGAUUUUGAUGACGUGUUUCUCAAGGCCCGCAUUUCAGCAGACGGUCAACGUAUUGAGUAUCGCUAUCAAGACUACCAUCGAAUUUAUCGUUUGUUUGAGUCCAGAUGGCGACUGCAUGUUGCAGUUUAUCAGCAUCCUUUAAUAUGUGCUCUGGAUUGUAUUUUUGCCGAAUUGGUUACCCGAGUGACUCCAGAAAAACUAAAUAUUCGAUCGGAAUCCCCGGAAUGGCUGGAAUUGCACGACGAAAACAUAUUGAAACUCAUUGAAUGUGAUCCAAAGGCGGUCUAUUUGCUGGAACCCAAAAGAGUUGUAGAAGUGCCAUCCACCGAUAUUGAGGGGCCAAAUAUCUUGAAAGUUGAAAGGAAGAUUCCAGGGCCUGGUUUUUAUAUGCAAUCUAAUGAUGAUUUUGCAUUCUUUGGAAACAAACGAAACAAGCGGACAGUCGACCCAUGCCUGAAAACCACAAUCAUCAGCAAGAUCUAUAAGUUACUUUAAGAAACAUCACCCAGACCCAGUGCAUAGGAUAGUUUUUGUUACAAAAAUAGAAGGAAGAUGCUAACACAUGGCUAUGAUUUUUUUCGUUGGUUAUAUAUUUUUUAAUAAAAAAUACUUUGUGACAUCAUGCUAGUUAAGUUGCGAUUCGUUUUAAGCUAGCAUCGUCUCAGUGUUAUCCCGUAUUAUGUUGAAAAUCGUUGAUUUGAUCAGUUGUUCAGAAUAAGUUUCUGUUUCGUUUUGCCUUAAUUGCCAAAGUACAAAUGCAAUGUGUUCUUAAAAAUAUUCAUUUAUUAGUUUAUACAAUGUAUUAUCGCAAUCUUACAACUAAAAUACUAAAACAAAAAUUUCAACAGUUCACUUGAAGACAUCACAAUUCAAAUUCAGGUCAUUCUAACAUUAAGUACUUACUAAUCAAUAUAAAUAUAAGAUGGAUUUGUCAUAUUUUUUGAUAACCACUUUGAAAAUAUACACAAGAGAAAACAAUUAAUUCGCUACAACGUA